This is a messenger RNA of Photinus pyralis (common eastern firefly), 511 nucleotides long. RefSeq names its product 13 kDa deflagellation-inducible protein-like. The coding region runs from base 49 to 483 and encodes 144 amino acids. Gene Ontology annotation, cellular component: ciliary basal body; centrosome. The record is from RefSeq and is a predicted model, not a curated record. Lineage: Eukaryota; Metazoa; Arthropoda; Insecta; Coleoptera; Lampyridae. The transcript has a single exon.
CGCCUGCAAACAAACGGCACAAUUGACAUUCUCUUGACACUUGUCAAAAUGUCCCAACCUAAAGACACCCUAGCGGGCAACAAUGACAAAAUUAUUAAGUGCAUCGCCGACCUUAAAAAGCAACGGAAGGAGCUCGAGUUCCUCAUCGGAAAACAGCAAGAAGAGCAGAGCACGUUGCAGACCGAGAUGGAACGAAUUACUCUCCGAUUGGGCGUAAUAAGUAAAGGCCACGCGCGGCGCGUUGCCGCCAAAGACAAUUACGAUAUCGCCAUCAAAAAUGCGGAAGAAAGUUACCAGGAAAUCGUAACGUUAUCCGGACGACUGUUGCAAAGCAUACGGAAGAAUAUGUCCGAGUUGGAAGAGGCGAUGGAUAAGAAAAUCGGUACUGACACAAACGUGAAACCGCAAAGCAAUAGCAGUUUAAGCGAAAAUUCUGGUAGGGAAUUGCCGCAUCUGAUUGAAUCUAGUCUGCUUUCGCUGUAAUCUUUAAAUAAAACGUGAUUUUCUUCUU